AGGAAGACUGUUAAGCAAAACAGACCUGGCUGGCCUGAAAGGGUCAAACAGGGAACACGCGGCCCCUCCUGAAAGGGAAGGACUGCCACGUGAAACAUGCAGCCCCUCCUGAAAGGGAAGGACUGCCAUGUGAAACUGGCAAGCAUAAGCUACAGCUUCUUCGUUCCAUGACCAAGAGCAGAACGUGUUCUGUGGAGAGAACACCUUUUGAUCACUGUACUGACCAUAAUCCACAAAGAGCUAAUUAAGUAAUGAUGUAUUGCUGUCAGCUGCAUGAAUGUUAUCUGAUUUAAAGCCUAAGCCCGUCUGUCCCAGGCGUCUUGAGCUGGUCUCCGUCAUCUGGUGCCGAAACCCGGGAUACUCGGACUCCAAUGACAAAGGCGUCGCUUCCUCCCACGAGCCGCGGUUGGUAAGUUGAAAUAGGGAGGUAAGGACUAGGGAAUUGGACAGAUUAUUAAAUAAAAUGGGACAAGCUGCAAGUACUGAACGAGGCAUUUUUUCUGCAAUGCUGAAAUCAUUAUUAGUUGCCCGAGGAGUAAAAGUGACUCGGGGUCAGAUUAGUCGUUUUUUAGAUUUUAUAGAGGAAGUAUGCCCCUGGUUUCCCAGGGAUGGAACUAUUAAUAUUGAAACUUGGAACAAAGUAGGUGAAAGACUCCAGGGCUAUUAUGCUGUGCAUGGUCCUGAGAAGAUACCUAUUGAUACCUUUACACUUUGGACUCUAAUAAAAGAAUGUCUCAGAGGAGACACAGGAGAUGAGAAGUGGCAGCGGACCACUCGCUCAACAGAAAAGUUAUAUCCUGCCUUGCCGCGAUCAAAAUCUCUUGAUCAUAUCCCUUCGUCUAUGCCAUCGGCACCCCCACCCUCCCCUCCCCAAUAUGAGCAACCUUUGAUUUGUAAAUUAGCAAACGACUUGCCGCCUUGUAAACCUCCUGGCACUAACAUGACAAAGGAUAUUUUACCCCCUGAUGACUGGGGAGAAUUAGAAAAAGAGGCUGCUGAAUAUCACCAUAAGGACUUAGCGGCUGUAUUCCCAGCGUUACAGGUUGCUAAUGCUGCUGUGCAGACACAACAGAUAGUCGAUCAGGCUCGAUCACAUCCCCUUGCUGUUUUGCCUGCCUUUCGAGCAGGGCGAAUGCCUCCCCCGCCUGGAGUAGAUGCUUUGCUUAUGCAACAAUCUCCUAUGCAAUUGGCUUUGAAAGAAGCUAGGAAAGCUGAGGAAACAAUUGAUGAAUUUUCUGGGCAACUUUUUCCGUCUCAAGUUUUCCCUGUCAUACAGCAUCAACUUGCAAACGGUGGCAUUCUGAAUGAUUAUGAGCCUAUUCCUUUUAAACAACUGAAAGAGCUUAAAGCUGCUAAUAUUCUUCCCCCUUCUGACUGGAAAAGCUUGGCAAAGGCUGUGUUAAGUGAAGGUGAAUAUUUGCUUUGGACUUCCAAAUAUGCGGAACGGUUCUUCUUGUGCCCCUUUAUUACCAGUUCCUCAUUUUGGAGUGAACCCCUGAGGAUUAAUGCCUAAUGAUUUAUGGCAGAUAGAUAUCACACAUGUAC
Molecule: messenger RNA, 1545 nt
Organism: Tympanuchus pallidicinctus (lesser prairie-chicken)
Lineage: Eukaryota; Metazoa; Chordata; Aves; Galliformes; Phasianidae
Product: endogenous retrovirus group K member 5 Gag polyprotein-like
Exons: 2
Coding region: 464-1513 (349 amino acids)
Biological process (GO): viral process
Molecular function (GO): structural molecule activity
Source: RefSeq, a predicted model, not a curated record